Hevea brasiliensis (rubber tree) is the source of this 4354-nucleotide messenger RNA. RefSeq names its product lysine-specific demethylase JMJ25. Gene Ontology annotation, molecular function: chromatin DNA binding; transcription coregulator activity; histone H3K9 demethylase activity. Gene Ontology annotation, cellular component: chromatin; histone deacetylase complex. NCBI's taxonomy places the organism in Eukaryota, Viridiplantae, Streptophyta, Magnoliopsida, Malpighiales, Euphorbiaceae. The record is from RefSeq and is a predicted model, not a curated record. The coding region runs from base 253 to 3909 and encodes 1218 amino acids. Gene Ontology annotation, biological process: regulation of transcription by RNA polymerase II. The transcript has 15 exons.
UGUAAUGGAACUGUCGAACAUAGUGGGAGUAGAAGAAACCCUAAAACCACAAUUUGGCGCCAGAAUUGAAAACGAGAAAUCCCUACCCAUUGUUUUCGUUGUCUUAAAUCCAAAACCCCUUUUCAUUCUUUCCUCACAUUUCCCUAUGAAACCCUCUCUUCUUUAUUCUUCCAUAAUUUCAUUUCUUUCUAUGAUAAAUACUUUCUCUGUGCUCUCGUUCUCUGGUCAUCUCUCGUUCUCGGUCCUUUGGCCAUGGGACGUGGUAGAAAGCGGCAGCUACCGCAGUUAACCCUCGAUAUAUCGUCGGAACUGCCGGAAACCGAGGAAGAUGGAGGCGGCGAUGUUUUGCCACAGGGAAAGGAGCAAUCUUUGGAAAAUCAAGAACACUACAGUGUAAUCGGCGACGUAAACCGGGAGAAACCGGAAGGAAUUGAAGAGAGUGGGACGGAAAUUUAUGGUUAUGUGGAGGAAAUUGGAGGUGGGUUUAUAAAUAAUAAAUUAAUUAUUGAGGUUGGGGAAAAGAAGGCGGUGGAAAUUGAGGAGAAAUGGAAAGAAAGUAGUGAGAAAGCGGUGAAAAAUUGUGAUUCUGGGAAGGAUGGAGGUAUGAGGAUGGGGAAGAAGCGUGGUAGGAAGCCCAAGAAAAAUAAGGAAAGAUUGCAUGUUCAGGAUGCUGAGUGUGGAUCUGUUGAACGGAGUGGUGAAAAAGUGGAAAAGGUUGAAGAGGAAAGCCUAGCGAAUGGUCAGACGAUGAAAGAGAAAGGUGAAGUUGAAGAGGCUGCUGCGAAGUGUAUUCGUAGAAGAGGUAGAAAGAAAGGAAGCAGAAAUGGCGGCAAAGUUGCUGGCUUAAAUCAGAAACAAAAUGCUUUUGUGGCUGAGAAAGGAGCAGAAGAUGGUGAAGAAUUGCAAGACAGUGUUGUAAAAGAUGGUGAGAAGUGGGACAAUAUGGGGAGACAGAGAACUCUAGAUUUGAAAAAUGAAGUUUUUCUGAAGCAGGACGAAGAAGUUGUAACGCCUGGGAAUGAGGGAACUGAUAUGGUAAAUCAGGAGAAUGGUGGUUCUAUCGAAGUCAACGAAAAUUCUUACCGGAAGAAACUGAGAGCUAAUGAAAAGAAGGUGAGCUAUGCUGAGAAAGGUGAAGAAGAUGAAGAGGUUUCAGUCAGGAAGAAGCGUGGUAGAAAGAGCAGGAAGGUGGCUAAAGUCACAGGAAAAGAGGGUUCAGAAAUAGAGACAGUUAAUGAAAAUGGAGAUUUAGCUGAAGGAAACGGAAAGGAAGUGACAAAAAGAGGGCGAAAGAAGCAUAAUAAGGAGAGGAAUGAUGGUAAAAGGGAAUCUCUGACAAUCAACGGUGGCAUGGUUAAUUCGUUGCGGCAAGAUGCGAAGGAGCUUGAAAUUAACAAGCACAGUGAUGAGUUUAUUGCGGAGCUUUGCUUAACUAACUGCCAUCAGUGCAAGCGGAAUGAUAAAGGUUCUGUUGUUUGUUGCCAGAAAUGCGAGACGAAGCGAUACUGCAUCCCCUGCUUGACUAACUGGUAUCCUAAGAUGACAAUGGAUGAAGUUGCUGCUGCUUGUCCAGUUUGUCGCGGAAAUUGCAAUUGUAAAGCUUGCUUGCGUGAUACUUCAAAAAAAUGCCUGGACAAACUGAAAAGCCUGGUUGUCAGUGAUGAUAGGAAAGUACUGUAUUCUAAGUACUUGCUCCAAGCACUUCUCCCAUACCUGAAACAGUUGAAUGAAGAACAAAUGAUGGAGAGAAAGAUUGAAGCUAGGAAACAAGGUGUAUCACUUGCAGAGUUACAGAUACAAAAUGCUAAUUGUCCUACGGAUGAACGCAUUUAUUGCGACAACUGUAGAACCUCCAUCUUUGAUUAUCACAGAAGUUGUUCAAACUGCUUUUCUGAUCUUUGCCUUAUCUGUUGUUGGGAGAUUCGUGACGGACACCUAAAUGGUGGAGGCCAAGAGCUGGUUGUGGAGUAUAUUAACAGAGGGUUUGAUUAUUUACAUGGCGGAAAGAGUGAAGUUAUUUUACAAGAUGAGGUGUUACUUGGAACUAGCUCUAAGGAUCCUCCAAGGUCAAACUUUGGAUGGAAAAAAAAUGAAGAUGGAAGCAUUGUUUGUCGUUGCGGUUUUAGCAACCUGGAAUUGAAAUGUUUGUUCUCAGGAAAUUGGGCUCUAGAGUUAAUGAAGAGAGCAGAAGAUGUUGCACGAAGAUAUGAACUUGACAUGGCUACAACUCCUGUUGAGCGAUGUGCAUGUUUUAAUUCCUUAGGGGAUGUUGACAUGGGAAGUAAUGAGUUGCUAAAAGCAGCAUCUCGAGAGAAUUCUGAUGACAAUUAUUUAUACUAUCCAAGGGCCAUCAAUAUCAAAGAGGAGGAUUUGAAGCAUUUUCAAUACCAUUGGAUGAGAGCUGAACCUGUGGUAGUUAGUAAUGUUCUUGAAACUGGAACUGGCUUAAGUUGGGAGCCAACGGUCAUGUGGCGUGCCUUCCGCCAGAUAAGAAAUGAAAAACGUGACACACUUUUGGAUGUGAAGGCCAUUGAAUGUUUAGCAUGGUGUGAGGUAGAUAUUAAUGUUCACCAAUUCUUUACCGGAUACUUGGACGGUCGGUUUGACACAAAGAUGUGGCCUCAGAUACUGAAAUUGAAAGACUGGCCUCCAUCUACUAUGUUUGAUGAACUUAUGCCACGACAUGGUGCUGAAUUUACAUUUUGUUUGCCCUUUAAGGAGUACACACAUCCUCAUAAAGGACCUUUGAACCUUGCUGUCCGAUUACCUAAGGAGUCGUUGAAGCCAGAUAUGGGGCCAAAGACAUAUAUUGCUUACGGUUGUGCUCAAGAGCUUGGACGUGGAGAUUCUGUUACCAAGCUUCAUUGUGACAUGUCUGAUGCAAAACUGAAAAUAGGGAGAAUGAUUGGCACUGGUAGAUUGCAAGAUGGCUUGUAUUUGUUGGAUGACGGUACUAGUUUCUCAAACUCUAAAGCUUUGGUGAAUGUUUUAACACAUACAGCUGAAGUGACCCUUGGUCGUACACAACUUGCUACUAUAGAACAAUUGAAAAAAUUACACAGAGAGCAAGACCAAAGAGAAAUUUUUGGAAACAAUCAGGUUGUAGAGGAAGAUAUUGAUGGCAAAAUGCAUGGUAGUUUUUGUGGUAGCUUACCGACUACUGAUAAGGAAACUGGGGAAGUUGACAACCAAACUGAGGAUUCUCAGUUUACUGAUUGUGCCUUUUCAAGUAAAUCAGAGUUGAAAAUUAGCAAGCAGGCAGAAGUAUGUCAAGAUAAAUUAGAGCUGAAAUGUUGCGAGGCAGAUGCUGUUCAAGGUAGAGGCACUGAGAAUAGUGGGCCAUCAAGUUCUGGAAAUGUGUCAUUGCGGUCAGAUGAGGGAGGUGCUGUUUGGGACAUUUUCCGAAGAGAAGAUGUUCCUAAGUUGCAGGAAUAUCUUAGCAAACACUUCAAAGAAUUUAGGCACAUUCACUGUUGCCCAUUGCAGAAGGUUGUUCAUCCUAUACAUGAUCAGACCUUUUAUUUGACUCUAGAACAUAAGAGGAAGCUGAAAGAGGAAUAUGCUAUUGAGCCAUGGACAUUUGUCCAGAAGCUUGGAGAUGCGGUCUUUAUUCCUGCAGGUUGUCCUCAUCAAGUGAGAAACUUGAAGUCAUGUAUAAAGGUAGCAUUGGACUUUGUUUCACCGGAAAACGUUGGUGAGUGUAUCCGUUUGACAGAGGAAUUCCGUUUACUUCCCCCAAAUCAUUGGGCUAAAGAAGACAAGUUGGAGGUGAAGAAAAUGUGUCUUCAUGCUAUGAAUUGGGCUGUGGAAGUUUUGGAUCACGGUGGAGAGCGUCAGAGAACAGAGGAAGAUGAGGAAAAGCAAACUGCAAAGAAACAGAGAAGGAAGAAACGGAAAUCUUCAGGGUGAUAGACUUGCUUGGUAUCUAUGCCUUAUUUCAGCAUGUUUUAUACCCUUGCCACUAGCAGAUAGUUGUUCACUAGGCUGCUAAUAUGAUUAUUAUGCUACUCAUGCCCUUUAAACUGUUGUUAAUUGGUUUAUGGUUUACCAUGCCACUGGAAAAUCAUCCUUUGGGCUACCAGAAUCACAAGCAGUUGUUCCACGGGCUACCAACAGAACCUGCAGAUUGCCUUUCCUUUGGCAGAAAUAUUUUGUUGUGUAUAAAUGAUUGCUGUAAAUCUCUCCUCUCUAGAUCUCUAGUUAUAUUGAAGAUUUUCAUUCAUCUUUAAACAGAUGAGCCAAGGAUGAAUUCUGUUCAGUCUAUUUAUAUGGGUUUUUCCUAGUGUAGUAGAAAUUAUUGGUGACAUAAUUGCUUUGUUUGGUUUAUGGAAAACCAGUCGACGAUGUGUUUACC